CCCUCGAAGAUGGCCGAGAUAAAAUCGUUCUUACUUCUUUCUUCGGUUAUAUUAUCGAUGGACUUAUCAUUUUCGGCCAGAAUUGCAGGUUUUAGCGGAUUUUAUUCGGGAUCCCAUUAUUUUACGAUCAAAAAGGUUAUGGAGGAGUUGUUCUCCCGAGGUCACGAGGUGGUGCUUGUUCGACCAGCAGUUCGUGAUGCACCACCAAGUAAUGAGCAGAAAAUUCCCCACAGGACAUUCCUGACUCCAUACGAUGAAAAAGAUACAGAGAACACAGCGAUAACAGCCAUGGAAGGCAAAAUGUGGAAGACAAUAAAUCGCUUACAUGAAAUGCAAAGAGUCAAUUGUGAAUACAUGCUGAAUGACACAGUGCUACUUCAAGAACUGAAAAGCUUUGACUUGAUAGUUUAUGAGAGUUUUUCCUUCUGUGCUGUUUUGGUCUCUGAGCUUCUUGGCAUUCCAAAAGUAGUCAUAUUUUCUGGUCCUCCAAAUGGUCCAGGAACUUUUGCCCAUAAUAUUCCCCACCCAGUAUCAUACAUUCCAGCACCAAUGACUUUAUUUACAAGCGAAAUGACAUUUUUACAGCGUCUUAUGAACUUUGGUACAUAUAAACUCACACAGUCUGCAGAACAAGUUUUAAUUGCCAGGUAUAUGGGUUCUCUGAAAGAGGAAUACAACAUCACUCCUGAGAAGAGCUACCAAGAAGCUGCUGGCAAUGCUGAGCUGGUGCUGUUUCUUGCUGAUUUUGCACUGGAGUAUCCACAGCCUCUUUUGCCAGGUCAAAUUAUGGUGGGUGCCAUUUCUGCAAAAGGGGAUCCUAAUACACUUCCCCCUGAAUUGAAAGAUUUUAUCAACAGUUCAGGGGGACAUGGGUUCAUUAUUGCCUCUUUUGGGUCAUAUGUACAAACAAUCAUAGCUAAGGAGAAGAUCGAUGUCUUGGCUGAAGGUUUUGGAAAGGUGAAGCAGAACGUCAUAUGGAAACUGAAAGGGUACAUACCUCCAUCUCUCAAUAAAAACAUAAAAGUAAUGAGCUGGAUACCUCAGAAUGAUCUGUUGGCUCACAAGGAUAUCAAAGCUUUUGUAUCUCAUGUGGGACACAACAGCCUUUAUGAGUCAGCAUAUCAUGGGGUGCCUGUGGUGGCUGUGCCCUUGUAUGCAGACCAAUUCCCUAAUGCCAGGAAGGCAGAACACUUUGGAAUAGCAACAGUUUUAGAUCACAAAAUUAUGAAUGCUAAACAACUUUCAGAGGCAAUUCAGCAUGUUAUUGAUGAACCAAGAUUCAAGAGAGAAUCCAAACGCAUUUCUCGUCUUAUGAAAGACAAUCCAAGGACCCCCCUGGAGAAAGCUGGGGACUGGAUAGAGUAUGUACACAGACAUGGUGGAGCCCAACACCUCAGAGCUCAAGUGUUUAACAUCCCUUGGUACCAGUACUACUUACUUGACGUCAUAGCUUUCCUUGUUGCUAUAGUAGCAUUAGUUGUCAUGGUGAUUAGGUUCGCAUGCAGGUGUUUUUGCAAAGCAUGCUGUAAAAGUAGUGGUACAAAAACUAAGAAGGAGUAGGCAUGCUAUAAUUGCUGUUCUGUAGGAUGUCACUGAGUGCUUAAUUUUGGGUGUUAUCACGAAAGGUGACACCUUCAAGAAAUUCCAAGCAAAUGCAAAUUGCAUGAAAUCAUCAUAGCCAACAUAUUGAUCAUGAUCCUGUUUCACGCACAAAAUUUAAAAAAAAUAACAAGUCA
This is a messenger RNA of Pocillopora damicornis (cauliflower coral), 1736 nucleotides long. Its product is annotated as 2-hydroxyacylsphingosine 1-beta-galactosyltransferase. NCBI's taxonomy places the organism in Eukaryota, Metazoa, Cnidaria, Anthozoa, Scleractinia, Pocilloporidae. Gene Ontology annotation, molecular function: UDP-glycosyltransferase activity. The record is from RefSeq and is a predicted model, not a curated record.